This is a messenger RNA of Ambispora leptoticha, 161 nucleotides long. The record is from the annotation of a GenBank genome assembly. Lineage: Eukaryota; Fungi; Glomeromycota; Glomeromycetes; Archaeosporales; Ambisporaceae.
GUUUUGGAAUAUGGUGGAACGUAAUGUUGCAAAAUGUGCAAGCGUCCAAAGAAAGAACUAAAAAUAAGAUCAAGGCUCAGAUGGAUCAAAAAAAAAUUACAUUGAACAAAAUCAUUGCGGGAAAUACGAAGAAGGACUGGGUCGAAUUGGAUCUGAUUUGA